Molecule: messenger RNA, 4363 nt
Organism: Stylophora pistillata
Lineage: Eukaryota; Metazoa; Cnidaria; Anthozoa; Scleractinia; Pocilloporidae
Source: RefSeq, a predicted model, not a curated record
UGGAAUGGAGAGUGGCGUGAUUUCUGAUGCCCAAAUUACUGCUUCUUCGCGAAUGAAUAACAACAGCACACCAAGGCAGGCGAGACUGAACUUCAUUGAACAGGGCAGCAAGCAAGGGGGAUGGUCGUCCCUUGUAAAGGAUCGUAACCAAUGGCUUCAGGUGGAUCUUGGCAGUUACACCACGGUGACAGGUGUGGCGACUCAGGGGAGGAAUUCAACAAAAUUGCAACAGUGGAUAACAACUUUCACAUUACAGUUUAGUUUUGACGGAGUGAUCUUCCAGUUAUACAAAGAGCCUGGGAAAAUGUCAGCGAAGCUACUCCACGCCAAUCAAGACAGUAAUACAGUUGUAUACAACAAGUUGAUUUCACCAAUCACAGCUCGUUACAUCAGGUUAUGGCCAGCCACGUGGCACAACCAUAUAUCACUCAGAAUGGAGCUUUAUGGGUGUCGAGGUUGUUGUUCACCACUUGGCAUGGAAAGUCAGGUUAUCACCGACGCCCAAAUCACAGCCUCCACCCAAUGGAAUAAUAACAGUCCUGCGAAAUCUGCACGGUUGAAGUUGGGCGGAUGGGUGGCUGGGGCAGUUGAUCCUAAACAAUGGCUUCAGGUCGAUCUUGGAACUUACUCAACUGUGACAGCUGUUGCAACUCAAGGAGUGAACUUACAAGGCUGGCAGAAAAGCUGGACAGCCAGUUACCAUCUACAAUACAGCGAUGAUGGAGUAACCUUUCAUUUUUACAAGGAACCUGGAGAAACUCUUCCUAAGGUGCUUGGUGGAAAUCGAGCCUUCUGGUCAGUUGUGUCCAACAAACUGAGCCAACCAAUCACAGCCCGUUACAUUCGAUUCAAACCUUUACUCUGGAAUUAUCGAAUAGGAAUGCGAACCGAGAUAUAUGGUUGUCUAGGCAACCCAAAGAUAUUCACCGGAAACGGCGACAGUGAAUCUGCUGUUUACAACAUCCUUAACCCUCCAAUCACAGCACGAUACAUAAGGAUCUUACCCAUAGCGUGGCAUACAAAAAUAGCGAUGAGAAUAGAGAUCUACGGUUGUACAGUGUGCAGUACACCUCUUGGAAUGGAAAGUGGAGCAAUCAAGGAUGCACAAAUAACCGCCUCUACACAGUGGGAUGACAAUCAUGCCCCAUCAAGGGCCAGGCUGAAUUUAAAAUUGACCGGAGUAAAGAGAGGAGCCUGGUCAACACGUGUACUAGAUCUGAAACAGUGGCUUCACGUGGAUCUUCUCAGCUUAACCAUUGUGACUGGUGUCGCAACUCAGGGGAGGAAUGCGCCCCGAAUCCAGCAGUGGGUUACCAAGUACAGGUUUCAAUAUAGUAAUGAUGGAGUGAACUUCCAUUUUUACAAAGAAAAGGGUGACAAUUCAUUCAAGAUAUUCACCGGAAACGGCGACAGUGAAUCUGCUGUUUACAACAUCCUUAACCCUCCAAUCACAGCACGAUACAUAAGGAUCUUACCCAUAGCGUGGCAUACAAACAUAGCGAUGAGAAUAGAGAUCUACGGUUGUACAGUGUGCAGUACACCUCUCGGAAUGGAAAGUGGAGCAAUCAAGGAUGCACAAAUAACUGCCUCUACACAGUGGGAUGACAAUCAUGCCACAUCAAGGGCCAGGCUGAAUUUAAAAUUGACCGGAGUAAAGAGAGGAGCCUGGUCAACACGUGUAGUAGAUCCCAGACAGUGGCUUCAAGUGGAUCUUCUCAGCUUAACCAUUGUGACUGGUGUCGCAACUCAGGGGAGGAAUGCGCCCCGAAUCCAGCAGUGGGUUACCAAGUACAGGUUUCAAUAUAGUAAUGAUGGAGUGAACUUCCAUUUUUACAAAGAAAAGGGUGACAAUUCAUUCAAGGUAUUUUCGUCGUUCCUCUUGUUUCUCAUGUUCGUUAACAGAGUAUGCUUUGCACCGCUUGGAAUGGAGGAUGGAACGAUCACUGAUGUCCAAGUCAGUUCUUCUUCGCGACUGGAUGACAAUCAUUCACCAAGUCAAGCCCGAUUGAAUUUUAAAGACGAAGGAUUUAAGGCUGGGGGGUGGUCAGCUCAGACAAACGAUAAAAACCAAUGGUUGCAAGUAGAUCUUGGCAUUUAUACCAGGGUGACGCGUGUGGCGACUCAAGGGUUGAAUGCCAACGACGAGUGGGUGACUAAGUACAGGAUACAGUACAGUGACGAUGGAGGAAACUUCCAGUACUACAAGCAACAGGGUGACAACAAAUGGACGGUGCUGACGGGGAAUAAAGGAAGUGAUACCAUUGCACAUAACGAUCUGAAUCCUCCAAUCACAGCACGUUUUAUACGGUUUUUACCAAACGGUUGGCACAAUAAGAUCUCCAUGAGGACAGAGAUCUAUGGCUGUCCAGCAUGUGUGACGGCUCUUGGAAUGGAAAGUCAGGCAAUAGAAGAUGCUCAGAUAAGCGCUUCCUCGCAACUGGAUGGUAACUAUUCUGCAAUACAAGGCAGACUGCACCUUAAGAGAAAUGGUCAAAGGCAAGGUGGCUGGUCGGCUCUCACAAAUGAUCGUAAUCAGUGGCUACAAGUGGAUCUUAACACUUUUGCUCGGGUAACAGUAGUAGCGACCCAGGGAAGAGAUGGAUUCAAAGAAUGGGUCACCAAAUACAGUUUGCAGUACAGCGAUGAUGGUGUGACCUUCACUUUCUACAAGGAGUUUGACAGCAGCUCGGUAACGCGCGUGGCGACCCAAGGGUUGAAUGCCAACGACGAGUGGGUGACCAAGUACAGGUUACAGUACAGUGACGAUGGAAGAAACUUCCAGUACUACAAGCAACAGGGUGACAACAAAUGGACGGUGCUGAAUGGGAAUAAAGGAAGUGAUACCAAUGCGUAUAACAAUCUGAAUCCUCCUCUCACAGCGCGUUUUAUACGGUUUUUACCAAACGGUUGGCACAAUAGGAUCUCCAUGAGGACAGAGAUCUAUGGUUGUCCAGUUUGGGUAGUAUCUACCUCUGACACUGAUCUUUUAACAACAAAUGCAGCGUGUGUGACGGCUCUUGGAAUGGAAAGUCAGACAAUAGAAGAUGCUCAGAUAAGGGCUUCCUCGCAAGUAGAUGGUAACUAUUCUGCAAUACAAGGCAGACUACACCUUAAGAGAAAUGGUCAAAAGCAAGGUGGCUGGUCGGCUCUCACAAAUGAUCUUAAUCAAUGGCUACAAGUGGAUCUUAACACUUUUGCUCGGGUAACAGUAGUGGCGACCCAGGGAAGAGAUGGAUUCAAAGAAUGGGUCACCAAAUACAAUUUGCAGUACAGCGAUGAUGGUGUGACCUUCGCUUUCUACAAGGAGUUUGACAGCAGCUCAGAAAAGGUGUGGUGUUUGAUGGAAACCGAGAUUCGGGUCGGGAGGAAUGGGCACGACGAGUGGGUGACCAAGUUCAGGCUGCAAUACGGCGAAGAUGAGGACAUCCUUCAUUUUUUUGAGGAUCCAGGACAUUUUGCAGCGAAGGUUUUCAAAGGAAAUACAGACAGUGACACUGUUGUGUACGACACACUGACUCCACCAAUUAUAACGCGUUAUAUUCGAUUCAAACCUGCUGAGUGGCACAAUCGAAUAUCAAUGAGGGUCGAGAUCUAUGGCUGUUCAGGUUGCAUAAAUCCUCUUGGAAUGGCAUUUGGAUCCAUAUCUGAUAUUCAUAUAACAGCAUCAUCACAAUUGGAUGGCAAUCAUUCUGCAUCACAGGCCAGGUUACAUUUCCAAGCAGAUGGUUACAAAGUUGGAGGUUGGUCAGCUCUCACUAAUGAUGUUAACCCAUGGCUUCAAGUGGACUUGGGUAGUUAUACAAAAGUGACGCGCCUAGCAACUCAGGGGAUGGAUGGCUACAAUCAGUGGGUGUUCGAUGGAAAUCAAGACCAAAAGACUGUUGUUUAUAACGUAUUGAGCCCACCAAUAACCACACGUUACAUCCAACUGAAGCCAAUAGCCUGGAACGACCACAUAUCGAUGAGAAUGGAGAUCUACGGAUGCCCAGGUUGUGUAGCACCACUUGGCAUGGACAGCGGAGCAAUCACCGAUGCACAGAUAAGUGCUUCUUCUCAGUGGGAUGAUAAUCAUGCGGCCAGGCAAGGAAGGUUGCAUUUUAAGAGAGUUUUCGGCACCUCCGGUAGUUGGUCAUCACGUAGAAAUGAUUUAAACCAAUGGUUUCAAGUGGAUCUUGCUCAAUAUACUACAGUAACUGGUAUAGCGACCCAAGGCAGAAAUCAUCCAUGGAUAGACCAGUACGUAACAGCAUAUAAGUUACAGUAUAGUGACGAUGGAGUAUCUUUUCAGUUUUACAAGGAGACGCCACUCGAAGCUGAGAAGGUAUACCUUUAUAGAAGCUUAAUUGUUUGGGGGGAAGGGUGA